Molecule: messenger RNA, 417 nt
Organism: Penicillium oxalicum
Lineage: Eukaryota; Fungi; Ascomycota; Eurotiomycetes; Eurotiales; Aspergillaceae
Product: cornichon family protein
Exons: 4
Coding region: 1-417 (138 amino acids)
Biological process (GO): endoplasmic reticulum to Golgi vesicle-mediated transport
Cellular component (GO): endoplasmic reticulum membrane; COPII-coated ER to Golgi transport vesicle
Source: RefSeq, a predicted model, not a curated record
AUGUCCGGCGAAGCAUGGCUCUACCUGUUGGCAGUGUUGAUCAACGCGGUCAACCUGUUCCUUCAAGUCUUUUUCACUAUUAUGUACAGCGAUCUUGAAUGUGACUACAUCAACCCUAUCGACCUUUGCAACCGUCUGAACGCCUACAUCAUUCCCGAGGCUGCCGUUCACGCUUUCCUGACCUUCCUCUUUGUGAUCAAUGGCUACUGGCUUGCGAUUGUUCUCAACCUGCCUCUCUUGGCAUUCAAUGCGAAGAAGAUUUACGACAACCAGCACCUUUUGGAUGCGACCGAGAUCUUCCGCAAGCUGAACGUGCACAAGAAGGAAUCUUUCAUCAAGCUUGGUUUCCACCUCUUGAUGUUCUUCUUCUACCUCUACAGCAUGAUUGUCGCUCUUAUCCGCGACGAGAGCCACUGA